CAUUGUGUCUCUUUUCAGUUUUCACACUCAAAUUAAAAAAAAGAAAAACAUACUAGUAGAAAAAAAGGAUGGAUGAAAUAGUAGGAGGGGAAGAAUACCUAUUCAAAAUAGUAGUAAUAGGGGAUUCAGCAGUUGGGAAAUCAAAUCUGUUAUCACGGUUCGCAAGAGAUGAAUUUGAUCUGCACUCAAAAGCCACCAUCGGGGUUGAGUUUCAGACCCAAGUUAUGGAAAUUGAUGGCAAAGAAGUCAAAGCUCAAGUCUGGGAUACUGCUGGUCAAGAAAGGUUUCGUGCUGUUACUUCUGCUUAUUAUCGUGGUGCUGUCGGUGCCCUUAUCGUUUACGACAUAUCUCGCCGCACUACUUUUGAUAGUGUUAAACGUUGGCUUGAUGAACUCAAUACUCAUUGUGAUACAACAACAGCAAGAAUGCUGGUGGGGAACAAGAGUGAUUUGGAGAACAUUAGGGAUGUAAGUGUCGACGAGGGUAAACAACUUGCAGAAGAGGAAGGACUAUUUUUCAUCGAGACAUCUGCACUUGAUUCAACAAAUGUCAAAGAAGCUUUUCAGAUUGUUAUUCGUGAGAUAUACAACAAUGUUAGAAGGAAGGUUCUCAACUCCGAUUCUUACAAGGGGGAAUUGUCUUCUAACACUGUUAGCCUCAUCAAUGGCUCUAAGAACGGCAGUUCCUGUUGUUCCCGAUGAGGGAAGCUCUGAUUUUGUAGCAAGAGGCAAGAGCUAAGCUUAUGGAGUAAUAUUUAUUUAGAUUUGUUCUUUUUAUCUGGUUUUAAGGUGCCAAAUGUUGUACUCGCCUUCACACUUUUGAUUUUGAGUUCCCAGAUCACAUAUUAAACGGUGUUCAACUGAA
Erigeron canadensis is the source of this 864-nucleotide messenger RNA. Its product is annotated as ras-related protein RABA5b-like. The transcript has 2 exons. Bases 69 to 701 code for a protein of 210 amino acids. Gene Ontology annotation, cellular component: endosome. Gene Ontology annotation, molecular function: GTPase activity; GTP binding. Lineage: Eukaryota; Viridiplantae; Streptophyta; Magnoliopsida; Asterales; Asteraceae. The record is from RefSeq and is a predicted model, not a curated record.